Molecule: messenger RNA, 1662 nt
Organism: Carica papaya (papaya)
Lineage: Eukaryota; Viridiplantae; Streptophyta; Magnoliopsida; Brassicales; Caricaceae
Product: tryptophan N-monooxygenase 2-like
Molecular function (GO): iron ion binding; oxidoreductase activity, acting on paired donors, with incorporation or reduction of molecular oxygen; heme binding
Source: RefSeq, a predicted model, not a curated record
AUGAAUACAUACACUAGUAACGUGCAUCCAACAACUUCUCCUUCUUCUUCCACAACACCGAUCUCAAGUGCUUUCUUCAUAACUAUCGAAGCUUUGGUUUUCAUGGCUUUAAUUCUUAUAAUCAAAAGAUUACGAUCUCCUUUUUGUAAAUCCAACCAACAUAAGCUACAUUCUAAGCAAGGCCCACUCCCUCCGGGUCCUCUUCCAUGGCCAGUUAUCGGCUCUGUCCCGGAAAUGAUCUGGAACAAGCCGGUAUUUCGGUGGAUUCACCAGAUCAUGAACGAACUUGACACCAACAUUGCUUGUAUCCGUCUUGGAAAUACCCAUGUAAUCCCAAUUUCCUGUCCUAAGAUUGCUCGAGAAAUCUUGAAAAACCAAGACUCAAUUUUCGCAUCGAGGCCACUUUCAUUCUCUGCCCAUACUAUUAGCGGUGGUUAUUUGACGACCGUUUUAUCGCCAUUUGGUGAUCAGUGGAAGAAAAUGAGACGAGUCUUGACAUCAGAGAUAAUUUGUCCAACAAGACACAAGUGGCUCGAAGAUAAAAGAGUUGAGGAGGCUGACAAUCUCGUCACCUACAUAUAUAACCAAUACAAGAAUAACAAGAACGUGGACUUGAGAAUUGCAACUAGAUAUUAUUGUGGGAAUGUGAUCAGGCGACUCAUGUUUGACAAAAGAUAUUUCUUCGAGCCAAUAGUCGAUGCAAGCCCGAGUGUCCAUGAAAUAAAUCAUGUUGAAGCACUUAUAACUGCGCUCGGCUUCACUUACGCUUACUGUAUCUCAGAUUAUUUUCCUGGGUUGGUGGGGCUUGACCUUGAUGGCCAUGAAAAGAUUAUAAAAGAAGCUAACAAUGUUAUUGAUAAGUACCAUGACCCUAUUAUUAUAGAAAGGGUACAGCAGUGGCGAAACCCUAAUGACCCAAACUAUGGCGAAAAGGACGUUCAUGACCUUCUUGAUAUUCUUAUCACAUUGAAGGAUUCAAGCGGUGAGCCGCUCUUAACACUAGAAGAGAUCAAAGCGCAAUCUAGGGAACUCAUUAUGGCAGCAGUAGAUAAUCCAUCAAACGUGGUGGAAUGGAUAAUGGCUGAACUGAUAAACCACCCCGAUGUUCUUCAAAAAGCCAUGGAAGAACUUGACAGAGAAGUUGGUAGGGAAAGACUUGUUCAAGAAUCAGACAUCCCACGUCUCAAUUACAUUAAAUCAUGCAUUAGAGAAGGUUUUCGACUUCACCCAGUUGCACCUUUCAAUGUCCCUCACGUUGCAUUAAGCGAUACAACUGUUGCUGGCUACUUCAUCCCAAAAGGUAGCCACGUGCUGCUCAGUCGCAUCGGCCUCGGUCGGAACCCUAAUGUUUGGCAAUAUCCACUUGAAUUCAGGCCUGAGCGCCACCUAAAUGAAUCCUACGAGGUGGCACUAACGGAGCACGAUCUUCGAUUUAUAUCAUUCAGCACUGGACGACGUGGUUGUAUUGCGGCAUCACUUGGGACUUGCAUGACCACCAUACUUUUAACUAGGCUUCUUCAAGGGUUUUCAUGGAGUUUACUGGGAAAAGAGGGUUCUGUAGAUCUCGGCGAAGCAGAAACUGACCUGUUUUUGGCAAAGCCUUUGGUUACACGGGCAGAGCCACGGUUGCCACCACAUCUUUAUCUAGCAUCGAAUAACUGA